Ruditapes philippinarum (Manila clam) is the source of this 8168-nucleotide messenger RNA. Its product is annotated as serine-aspartate repeat-containing protein I-like. The record is from RefSeq and is a predicted model, not a curated record. Bases 144 to 6785 code for a protein of 2213 amino acids. Gene Ontology annotation, molecular function: ATP binding; calcium ion binding; ATP hydrolysis activity. NCBI's taxonomy places the organism in Eukaryota, Metazoa, Mollusca, Bivalvia, Venerida, Veneridae. Gene Ontology annotation, biological process: protein folding; cell adhesion. The transcript has 18 exons.
GCGUGGUCGAAACGGAUUGGCUUAUUUUAACAGUACUGGGAAUUCCCUCUGUAGAUCUCUAGCUGCCGGGUGGAAGUGCUGGCAAUAAUAUUAUAAGAAUUUCCAUCAAAUUCUAGCCAACUCGUACAGGAGUUGCAAGGAAAAUGAAGAAGACAUUAUUAAUAAUAGGAAUACUAGGAUUUAUCUGUGUUUCUGCUGUACGGGCAGAAGAUGACGCAGCUAAGGUUACAGAUGACAUCGGCAAAAGUCGUGAUGGUUCAAGAACAGACGAUGAAGUUGUACAAAGGGAAGAAGAAGCAAUCAAGCUAGAUGGUCUGAACGUGGCACAAAUGAAGGAAUUGAGAGACAAGGCUGAGAAACAUGUAUUCCAGGCCGAGGUCGAUCGUAUGAUGAAACUUAUCAUCAACUCUCUCUACAAAAACAAAGAGAUUUUCUUGAGAGAAUUGAUCUCUAAUGCUUCAGAUGCCCUGGACAAGAUUCGAUUUUUGUCUCUGACUGACAAGAGUGCGUUAGCUGCCACAGAAGAAUUAAGUAUUAAAAUUAAGGCAGAUAAAGAUAAUCAUAUUCUACAUGUUACUGACACGGGUAUCGGCAUGACUAAGCAGGAUCUUGUUAAUAACCUGGGAACCAUUGCCAAGUCUGGAACCAGCGAGUUUUUGACAAAGCUUGGUGAAAGUGAAUCUCAGACUGAAAUGACAGAUCUCAUUGGACAGUUUGGUGUCGGAUUUUACUCUUCAUUUUUGGUUGCUGACCGUGUGAUUGUGACAUCUAAAAACAACGAUGAUGAACAGCACAUCUGGGAGUCAGACUCCAACGAGUUCAGUGUCAGCAAAGAUCCACGUGGAAACACUCUUGGUCGUGGAACAACCAUCAGUUUACACUUGAAGGAGGAGGCCCAUGAUUUCUUGGAAGAGAACACCUUGAAGAACCUUGUAACUAAAUACAGCCAGUUUAUCACCUUCAACAUCUAUCUCUGGGAGAGCACUACAUCAGAAGUUGAGGAACCAAUUGAUGAGGAGGAAGAAACUAAAGAAGAAAAGACGGAGGAUGAAGACGAAGAUGCUGAUGUUGAAGAGGAGAAGGAGGAAGACAAACCAAAGACCAAGAAGGUCUCUAAAACCAUCUGGGACUGGGUCCUUGUCAAUGAUGUUAAACCAAUCUGGACUAGAAAACCAUCUGAGGUAGAGGAUGAGGAAUACAAUGCAUUCUAUAAAUCCGUCUCUCACAAAUCCGAGGAACCUAUGGCUAAAAUCCACUUUACCGCUGAGGGAGAAGUUACAUUUAAAUCCAUCUUGUUUGUCCCUAAAUCCAGUCCAAAUGAUAUGUUCCAGAAUUAUGGGAAAAAAAUGGAAGGAAUUAAGAUGUAUGUGAGAAGAGUUUUCAUCACAGAAGAUUUCGAAGAUAUGAUGCCGAAAUACCUGUCAUUUGUAACUGGUGUCGUCGACUCUGAUGAUCUACCACUGAACGUAUCUAGAGAGACACUUCAACAACAUAAACUUCUCAAGGUCAUCAAGAAAAAGCUUGUCAGGAAAACAUUGGAUAUGAUUAAAAAGAUUGAUAAAGAAGAAUAUGAUAAAUUCUGGAAAGAAUAUAGCACAAACAUUAAACUUGGAGUUAUUGAGGACCAUUCAAACCGAACUCGUCUCGCAAAAUUGUUGAAAUUUUAUUCUUCAAACUCUGAUACUGAGCAAACAUCAUUAACAGACUAUAUGGAGAGAAUGAAGGAAAAACAAGAAAAUAUCUUCUUCAUGGCUGGAACAAACAGACAAGAGGUCGAGAAAUCUCCAUUUGUUGAGAGUCUUUUGAAAAAAGGAUACGAAGUUCUGUAUCUUAUCGAACCAGUCGAUGAAUACUGUAUCCAAUCACUACCAGAAUUCGAAGGCAAGAAAUUCCAGAAUGUCGCCAAAGAAGGCCUGAAAGUGAACACAUCUGAGAAGGCUAAGGAAUACAAAGAACAACAAGAAAAAGAUUUCGAACCUUUGAUCAAGUGGUUGAAGGAAACUGCUCUCGGAGAUAAGAUUGAGAAGGCCGUUAUUUCAGAAAGAUUGGCCGAGUCACCCUGUGCCUUGGUUGCUAGUCAGUUUGGCUGGUCUGGAAACAUGGAAAGAAUUAUGAAAGCUCAAGCCUAUGCUAAAUCCCAGGACCCAUCUUCACAAUAUUAUGCCUCACAGAAAAAGACUUUAGAAAUCAAUCCAAGACAUCCUUUGAUAAAAGAACUUAAAAAUAAAGUAGAGGCUAACGCAGAAGAUGAAACGGCUAAAGAUCUUGCCGUGGUUAUGUUUGAAACUGCUACUUUACGAUCUGGCUUUACUAUCGGUAAUUCGGCUGACUUUGCAAGUAGAAUAGAGAGAAUGAUGCGUAUAGCUUUGGAUGUUGAUUUAAAUGAAAAGGUUGAAGAAGAGCCUGUAUUUGAGGAUGAUGAGCCCGCUGAUGAAGAUGAUGAUGAUACAGAAGAAGUUGCUGCAGAUGAUGAUGGUGGUGAUGAUUCAGCUGAUACAGAAGACAAGGAAGAAUGUGCGUUUUGUAGGCGCAAGAUUUUAGGUUGGUUCUCUUCUGAUAGUGACGGUGAUGGUAUUCCUGAUGACAAAGACAAUGAUGAUGAUAAUGAUGGAAUUCCUGAUGAUUUAGAUAAUGACGAUGACAAUGAUGGUGUUAUAGAUGACGAAGAUUCUGAAAAGGAUAUUGAAAGUGAGCCUGAUCUUGAUCACAUAGCCCAGAGCUAUUUAGAAGAUGGAACACCAACACAUCUAAGACAAUAUUGUCUUAAAAAGAUGAAAUUAAAAGAAGAUGAUCCAAGAUGUAAUCAAUAUUUUUCUUCUCCUGAAAGAAAUUGGGAUGAUCUUGAUGCUGAUCUAGACCAAGACGGUGUUCCUGACCACUUAGAUGAAGACGACGAUAAUGAUGGAAUUAAAGAUAUUGAUGAAAGAGACAGUGAUGGAGACGGUUUCUCUGAUGAUGAAGACAUUGACGAUGAUAAUGAUGGUAUACCGGAUCAUUUAGACAAAGACGACGACAAUGACGGAAUAGAUGACGAUAAGGAACUUGAUAGUGAUGGAGACGGAAUUCCAGAUGACCAAGAUGAUGACGAUGAUAAUGAUGGUAUUCCAGAUCAUUUGGACAAAGACGAUGAUAAUGACGGAAUUGAUGACGACCAAGAACUAGACAGUGAUGGAGAUGGUGUACCCGAUUACAAAGAUAAUGAUGAUGAUAAUGAUGGUAUUCCUGAUCAUUUAGACAAAGACGAUGAUAAUGACGGAAUUGAUGAUGACAAGGAACUUGAUAGUGAUGGAGACGGAAUUCCAGAUGACCAAGAUGAUGACGAUGAUAAUGAUGGUAUUCCGGAUCAUUUAGACAAAGACGAUGAUAAUGACGGAAUUGAUGACGACAAGGAACUAGACAGUGACGGAGACGGUAUUCCCGAUGACCAAGAUGAUGACGAUGAUAAUGAUGGUAUUCCGGAUAAUUUAGACAAAGACGAUGAUAAUGACGGAAUUGAUGAUGACAAAGAACUUGACAGCGAUGGAGACGGAAUUCCAGAUGACCAAGAUGAUGACGAUGAUAAUGAUGGUAUUCCGGAUCAUUUAGACAAAGACGAUGAUAAUGACGGAAUUGAUGACGACAAGGAACUUGACAGUGAUGGAGAUGGUAUUCCUGAUUAUAAAGAUAAUGAUGAUGAUAAUGAUGGUAUUCCCGAUCAUUUGGACAAAGACGAUGAUAAUGACGGAAUUGACGAUGACAAAGAACUUGAUAGUGAUGGAGACGGAAUUCCAGAUGACCAAGAUGAUGACGAUGAUAAUGAUGGUAUUCCGGAUAAUUUAGACAAAGACGAUGAUAAUGACGGAAUUGAUGACGACAAGGAACUAGACAGUGACGGAGACGGUAUUCCCGAUGACCAAGAUGAUGACGAUGAUAAUGAUGGUAUUCCAGAUAAUUUAGACAAAGACGAUGAUAAUGACGGAAUUGAUGAUGACAAGGAACUAGAUAGUGAUGGAGACGGCAUUCCAGAUGACCAAGAUGAUGACGAUGAUAAUGAUGGUAUUCCGGAUCAUUUAGACAAAGACGAUGAUAAUGACGGAAUUGAUGACGACAAGGAACUAGACAGUGACGGAGACGGUAUUCCCGAUGACCAAGAUGAUGACGAUGAUAAUGAUGGUAUUCCAGAUCAUUUAGACAAAGACGAUGAUAAUGACGGAAUUGAUGAUGACAAGGAACUAGAUAGUGAUGGAGACGGCAUUCCAGAUGACCAAGACGAUGACGAUGAUAAUGAUGGUAUUCCAGAUCAUUUAGACAAAGACGAUGAUAAUGAUGGAAUUGAUGACGACCAAGAACUUGACAGUGAUGGAGAUGGUAUUCCUGAUUAUAAAGAUAAUGAUGAUGAUAAUGAUGGUAUUCCAGAUCAUUUGGACAAAGACGAUGAUAAUGACGGAAUUGACGAUGACAAAGAACUUGACGGUGAUGGAGACGGAAUUCCAGAUGACCAAGAUGAUGACGAUGACAAUGAUGGUAUUCCCGAUCAUUUGGACAAAGACGAUGAUAAUGACGGAAUUGAUGACGAUAAGGAACUAGACAGUGACGGAGACGGAAUUCCAGAUGACCAAGAUGAUGACGAUGAUAAUGAUGGUAUUCCAGAUCAUUUAGACAAAGACGAUGAUAAUGACGGAAUUGAUGAUGACAAAGAACUUGAUAGUGAUGGAGACGGAAUUCCAGAUGACCAAGAUGAUGACGAUGAUAAUGAUGGUAUUCCAGAUCAUUUAGACAAAGACGAUGAUAAUGACGGAAUUGACGAUGACAAAGAACUUGACAGUGAUGGAGACGGAAUUCCAGAUGACCAAGAUGAUGACGAUGAUAAUGAUGGUAUUCCGGACCAUUUAGACAAAGACGAUGAUAAUGACGGAAUUGAUGACGACAAGGAACUAGACAGUGAUGGAGAUGGUGUGCCCGAUUAUAAAGACAAUGCCGAUGAUAAUGAUGGUAUUCCGGAUAAUUUAGACAAAGACGAUGAUAAUGACGGAAUUGAUGAUGACAAGGAACUUGAUAGUGAUGGAGACGGAAUUCCAGAUGACCAAGACGAUGACGACGAUAAUGAUGGUAUUCCAGAUCAUUUAGACAAAGACGAUGAUAAUGACGGAAUUGAUGAUGACAAGGAACUAGAUAGUGAUGGAGACGGCAUUCCAGAUGACCAAGACGAUGACGACGAUAAUGAUGGUAUUCCAGAUCAUUUAGACAAAGACGAUGAUAAUGAUGGAAUUGAUGACGACCAAGAAUUUGACAGUGAUGGUGAUGGUAUUCCUGAUUAUAAAGAUAAUGAUGAUGAUAAUGAUGGUAUUCCCGAUCAUUUGGACAAAGACGAUGAUAAUGACGGAAUUGACGAUGACAAAGAACUUGACAGUGAUGGAGACGGAAUUCCAGAUGACCAAGAUGAUGACGAUGAUAAUGAUGGUAUUCCCGAUCAUUUAGACAAAGACGAUGAUAAUGACGGAAUUGAUGACGACAAGGAACUAGACAGUGACGGAGACGGAAUUCCAGAUGAUCAAGAUGAUGACGAUGAUAAUGAUGGUAUUCCCGAUCAUUUGGACAAAGACGAUGAUAAUGACGGAAUUGAUGACGACAAGGAACUAGACAGUGACGGAGACGGAAUUCCAGAUGACCUAGAUGAUGACGAUGAUAAUGAUGGUAUUCCAGAUCAUUUAGACAAAGACGAUGAUAAUGACGGAAUUGAUGAUGACAAAGAACUUGAUAGUGAUGGAGACGGAAUUCCAGAUGACCAAGAUGAUGACGAUGAUAAUGAUGGUAUUCCAGAUCACUUAGACAAAGACGAUGAUAAUGACGGAAUUGACGAUGACAAAGAACUUGACAGUGAUGGAGACGGAAUUCCAGAUGACCAAGAUGAUGACGAUGAUAAUGAUGGUAUUCCGGACCAUUUAGACAAAGACGAUGAUAAUGACGGAAUUGAUGACGACAAGGAACUAGACAGUGAUGGAGAUGGUGUGCCCGAUUACAAAGACAAUGACGAUGAUAAUGAUGGUAUUCCGGAUAAUUUAGACAAAGACGAUGAUAAUGACGGAAUUGAUGACGACAAGGAACUAGACAGUGAUGGAGACGGAAUUCCCGAUUAUAAAGACAAUGACGAUGAUAAUGAUGGUAUCCCGGAUAAUUUAGACAAAGACGAUGAUAGUGACGGAAUUGAUGAUGACCAGGAACUAGACAGUGAUGGAGAUGGGGUUCCCGAUUAUAAAGACAAUGACGAUGAUAAUGAUGGUAUUCCGGAUAAUUUAGACAAAGACGACGAUAAUGACGGAAUUGAUGACGACCAAGAACUAGACAGUGAUGGAGAUGGUAUUCCUGAUUACAAAGACAAUGACGAUGAUAAUGAUGGUAUUCCGGAUAAUUUAGACAAAGACGAUGAUAAUGACGGAAUUGAUGACGACCAAGAACUAGACAGUGAUGGAGAUGGUAUUCCCGAUUACAAAGAUAAUGACGAUGAUAAUGAUGGUAUUCCCGAUCAUUUAGACAAAGACGAUGAUAAUGACGGCACACCUGAUAUCUUAGAGAAGGACACUGACGGAGAUGGUUAUCCCGAUUAUCGAGAUAACGAUGAUGAUAACGACGGAAUACCUGAUCAUUUAGACGAUGACGAUGAUAAUGACGGGACCGAAGACUCUGAAGAUCACGACAUUGAUGGGGACGGUAUAAAUGAUGACAACAACAAUAACGACGAUAACUAUGAUGCACCCGAUGUUAAAGAGAGUGCUUACAAAUGGAGGAAAAGGCCAGAUGAGUUAUAAACAGGAGCUUAGAUCAUCUAUAACAAAUUUAUUUUUAUAAUGAACGAAGCCAUUCCAGAAUAGUUUUGACUAUUAUACAAUAUCAAUAUGUUGGAAUAAUCAGUUAAUAACCUAAACAAUCGAGGAAAUACACCAUGAAAGGCGGUUGUCAAUGAACCAUUUACAUUUAUGAAUUACUUCUUUUGUCACAACACAAAAUAUAAUGAAGGUGCCAAAUUCUUUAGCCAUUUUCAAUAUUGCUUGUAAGGGGAAUAUUUUUGCCACUCAAAGUGGAAAAUCGUUUGUUUCGUGUUUGAUUUUACAUUGUUCUUGAUUGAUUUUAAUUGCCAUAAUAAUAAAAAGAAAGAAGUAAACAAAAUCCGGAGCACGUUAAAGAACUUUUGCUUAUAUUGUUGAAACUGUGAGUGAAGUGUCAGUUAAAUUAGCUUUAUCAUGUUUACGUUGUGUUGAAUUUAAACAUACUUUUUCGGACAACGAAAAAACACAUUAUCAUGUAUAAAAGUGUUUUCAUAAAAAAGCGUUACUUUAAUGGAAUUUGUUGUUGAUAAAAAAGUUUCAAUAUUACACAUAUUGAUACUUAGUAUGGAAAUAUUUAGAGAAUUAUUAUUCAUUAAACUAUUCAGAUAUUAAAGUACGCGAUAUAUAUUUACCAUAAGUGACAAAGUUCUGUACAAGAGAUCUUCGUUUUAACAGCGUGUGUAUAUGUGACUGUCAUUAUUCGAUUAUUUCUAAUUGUUUAAAAAAAAUGUUGUGUGUUAAAUUAACCUCUCAAUUCAACCUGUGUUAAUGAAAACCUCCGGUUAAUUCGCCCUGCUUUAAAUUAGAAAAUAUUAAGGGAUUUUAAUUUCAGCAUGCAAAAAAGAGUCUAGCAGCAGUAUAGAGUCUGGACAGACUGCACCGAUGUGUAGGCUAGACUGGGUCUAUAUGUGCAAUCACUUGAAGGAAUCCGGCACGUUAAAAGCAAACAACUUUAUAAAUUAUACUGAGUUUUCGUUUAUCUAAUACAAAUGUAUUUCAUUUAGCACUAUUUUUAGCAUAAACCAUACACGUGUUUGUCAAAAACAAAACGAAUGCCUUCAAACUGUUUUCUCUAGUGCAGAGAAGAUCGGGAUUAAUGUUCUUAUCAAACUUAUUAUAUAUUAUGAGAUUCAUUACGACAUUGUAUAAACGAAGUUAUCAAACUGGUAAAAACUGAUUUCUUUGUUUGUUGAAACAUUUUACAUAGAACGCGCUUAUUUUUGUAGUGUUCUUAAAAGUGGCCAAAAGUUUCGUUUUUGUAGAUGCAAUGGCGUAUUUGUACCUUAUAAAUGUGUUAAUAUUUUCACUUUAAUAUUAUGUUUUAUCUUUCCAUGUUUUAUUAUACCAUAAUAAAAGUGAAAAUUA